Molecule: messenger RNA, 213 nt
Organism: Lachancea fermentati
Lineage: Eukaryota; Fungi; Ascomycota; Saccharomycetes; Saccharomycetales; Saccharomycetaceae
Source: the annotation of a GenBank genome assembly
AUGGCCAAGGGUAACAAUCAGAUCGAGAAGCUUGCGGAGGCUCCCGUUGAAUUCAUCAAGGAUGGUAGCGCUUUCAUUCAAAAGUGUCAAAAACCCAACAGCAAAGAGUACUUGAAGAUCGUGAGAUCCGUUGGUAUUGGUUUCGUGGCCGUCGGUAUCAUUGGCUACGCCAUCAAGCUGGUUCACAUCCCAAUUAGAUACCUAAUUGUGUAA